This is a messenger RNA of Alternaria incomplexa, 606 nucleotides long. RefSeq lists its product as uncharacterized. Bases 1 to 606 code for a protein of 201 amino acids. Lineage: Eukaryota; Fungi; Ascomycota; Dothideomycetes; Pleosporales; Pleosporaceae. The record is from RefSeq and is a predicted model, not a curated record. The transcript has a single exon.
AUGGCUAUAGAAGAAAAGCGCACAGCCCGCCAUUCUCCACCGCGCCUAGGCCGCCGCCCAUCCCAAUCCGUCCAAGGCCGCGCAUUUGCAGCACCACGCAUGCAAUCCUUGGAACGCAUGCGCGCACGCGACGAAGCCAUCCAGGAACUAGGCCAAGCCCUUGAACAAAGCCCCCGUAAAUACGGUCUUCGUCGCGCAAACUCCAACUUCGACUACCGCACCCCGCCUUCCAACCGCAAAGGCAGAAUCCUAGGCGACGGCGAAGCAGCAGACCUUCAAGACCGUCUGCGCCGUGUAAGAUCGAAUGAGACGAUUGGGUCGCGACCCCCAACUCUACACCGCGUCAAUUCUACACGGUCCAGACGAGGCGCUGCAUCAGCGUUUGGAUUCCGAGAAGCAGAGGUUCGAGAGGACAUUGAACUUGGGGGGCUGGGUGCAUCGGGUGAUGGGCCCUUGAAGGAGAGGUUGGAGAGAACUAGUGAUCGGCAGUAUCGGUUCAGCAAGAAGAAGAGUGUGGAGAAGUGGAAGGGUGUAGCGAAUGUGGGGGUUGGUUGGUUGAAGGGGAGUGGGGUUAAGGAUGAGAGGGAGAGGGAGGGAUGGGUGUGA